Medicago truncatula (barrel medic) is the source of this 1854-nucleotide messenger RNA. RefSeq names its product putative disease resistance RPP13-like protein 1. Gene Ontology annotation, molecular function: ADP binding. Bases 1 to 1854 code for a protein of 617 amino acids. The transcript is spliced from 5 exons. NCBI's taxonomy places the organism in Eukaryota, Viridiplantae, Streptophyta, Magnoliopsida, Fabales, Fabaceae. The record is from RefSeq and is a predicted model, not a curated record. Gene Ontology annotation, biological process: defense response to other organism.
AUGGCAGACAAGGUUGUUGAGGCAUUUCUUGGAUCUUUAUUUGGUGUGAGACAACUGUUAGAUGAGAUUGCAACUGAUGCACCAGUGAAGAAGCUGAAGGCCGAAUCUCAACCUUCUACUAGCAAUAUUUUCAACUUCAUUCCAACUCUUGCCAAUCCAUUUGAAUCUAGGAUCAAAGACUUGCUAAAGAAUCUAGAUUAUCUUGCAGAGCAAAAGGAUGUGCUGGAAUUGAAAAAUGAAACUCGGGUCGGUAAAGAAAUUAGAGUCAGCUCGAAACCUUUAGAAAGACUCCCAACCUCAUAUCUGGUGGAUGCAUAUGGCAUAUUUGGUAGAGACAACGAUAAAGAUGAAAUGAUCAAAACUUUACUUUCAAACAAUGGCAGCAGCAACCAAACACCUAUAAUCAGCAUAGUGGGUCUGGGUGGGAUGGGUAAGACCACUUUUGCUAAGCUUGUGUACAAUCACAACAUGAUAAAGGAGCAUUUUGAACUUAAAUCUUGGGUCUAUGUUUCAGAAUAUUUUGAUGUUGUUGGACUCACCAAAGCAAUCCUAAAGUCAUUUAAUUCUUCAGCAGAUGGUGAAGACUUGAAUCUACUCCAACAUGAACUGCAACACAUACUAACAAGAAAGAAAUACUUUCUUGUUUUAGACGACAUCUGGAACGGGAAUGCAGAACGUUGGGAGCAGGUACUGCUUCCGUUUAACCAUGGAUCUUCUGGAAGUAAGAUUAUUGUGACAACACGUGAAAAGGAGAGUGUGUGUGAAUAUCCAAUUCUUGAAUCAAUUGGUAGGAAAAUAUUGAACAUGUGUGGAGGGUUGCCUUUAGCUAUAAAAUCACUGGGCCAACAUUUGCGGAAAAAGUUUUCUCAAGAUGAAUGGAUGAAGAUAUUGGAGACUGAUAUGUGGCGUUUAUCAGACAGAGACCAUUCCAUUAACUCAGUACUGAGAUUGAGUUACCAUAAUCUCCCUUCCAGUCUAAAGUGUUGCUUUGCCUAUUGCUCCAUUUUCCCUAAGGGUUAUAGAUUUAAAAAGGAUGAAUUGAUCAAGCUUUGGAUGGCAGAAGGAAAUCAACUUGCAGAUCUCCCCUCAAAUUUUUCCAAACUCAUCAAUCUACGUCAUCUUGAACUCCCUUAUGUAACGAAGAUUCCAACGCACAUAGGAAAGCUAGAGAAUCUUCGAGCCUUGCCUUAUUUUUUUGUGGAAAAGCAGAAAGGAUAUGAUCUUAAGGAGUUGAAGAAACUAAACCAUCUUCAAGGAAAAAUUUAUAUAGAAGGGUUGGGUAAUGUCAUCGACCCUACAGAUGCUGUGACAGCCAAUUUGAAAGAUAAGAAGUAUUUAGAGGAAUUACAUAUGAAUUUCUGUGAUAGAAUAGAAGAAAUGGAUGAGUCAAUAGUUGAAAGCAAUGUGUCUGUCUUGGAGGCUCUACAACCAAAUAGAAACCUAAAGAGACUUACAAUCUCACGAUACAAAGGUAAUAGCUUUCCAAAUUGGCUGAGGGGUUGUCAUUUACCCAACUUAGUAUCUCUUGAACUGCGGAGCUGUGAAAUUUGUUCCCUGUUGCCGCCACUUGGGCAGCUCCCAUUUCUUAAAGAGCUCCGUAUUUCAGAUUGUAAUGGAAUAAAGAUCAUCGGCAAAGAGUUCUAUGGAAAUAAUUCAAUAAUUGUUCCAUUCAGAUCUCUUGAAGUAUUGAAAUUUGAGCAGUUGGAGAAUUGGGAGGAAUGGUUAUUUAUUGAAGAGUUUCCUCUACUUAAAGAGCUUGAAAUAAGAAAUUGUCCCAAACUGAAAAGGGCCCUGCCUCAACACCUUCCUUCUUUAGAAAAAUUGAAGAUUUGGGAUAUGAAAGCAUUUUGGUAA